Bicyclus anynana (squinting bush brown) is the source of this 2624-nucleotide messenger RNA. It is a transcript of the gene Parg, whose product is annotated as poly(ADP-ribose) glycohydrolase. The transcript has 12 exons. Gene Ontology annotation, molecular function: poly(ADP-ribose) glycohydrolase activity. NCBI's taxonomy places the organism in Eukaryota, Metazoa, Arthropoda, Insecta, Lepidoptera, Nymphalidae. The record is from RefSeq and is a predicted model, not a curated record. Gene Ontology annotation, biological process: ATP generation from poly-ADP-D-ribose; carbohydrate metabolic process; nucleotide-sugar metabolic process. Gene Ontology annotation, cellular component: cytoplasm; nucleus. The coding region runs from base 83 to 2548 and encodes 821 amino acids.
GUAGAGAAAAAACACACUUUAUUUGUGAUUGCAUUUUUGUUUUGUAUCCUCAUUACAAUAAAACCAUUCUUUUUGUGUUUACAUGUAUAAAUGUAGACAUUUUAUUAGAGCGCUACUAGUAAAUCGUAAAAUAUUCCAGAGUGUCUUACCAUGCUCGACUAUGGCCGCUGACCAUGACUGCAAAGGGGUUCCUAUGUCCCAUAUCAUAGGGUCUCAGUCCCCCUGGGGUGCUCCGGAGUUCCCUCUCAUUCAACCUGGUUUUGACCAUGCGGUCCUGUACCAUAUACCGGGGAGUGGUACACAGUUGGACAGACCACCAAAGCCUCAGAUUGGCAAGGAAAAGUGGGACCAUGAGCAUGUGAGGAUGCCAUUUUCCAAACACAGCUUGUAUCCUGUCCCAAAUGAUGCUGGUAAAAGUGACUUGAGGAGCCGAUGGGAGAUGAUAAAGGAUGCUCUCAACAAGCCCAUAAGAAAUAGUACUGAGUUAGAAGAAGCUAUACUCAGUUACAAUACGCAGUUCAAGGAUAGAUGGCAUUUUCAAGCGUUGCAUAAGUUGUUUGAUACCCUGGAUGAAGAGGAGUCUCAAUAUUUCUUUGAUGUCACUUUGCCGGAAAUCGUCAAGCUGGCUUUGGCAUUGCCAAAGUUGAUACAAUCACCUAUACCUUUGUUAAAACAACACAAGAAUCGCUCAGUGUCUCUAUCACAGCAGCAGAUAUCGUCGCUGUUAGCGAAUGCAUUCUUCUGCACCUUCCCUCGCAGGAAUACGUACAAGAAAGAUGCAGAGUACUCUAAGUACCCUCACAUUAAUUUUAAUGUAUUGUACAAUACCAAACCAUCAUCAGACGUCUUGGAAAAAUUGAAAUGCAUAUGUCAUUAUUUUAGGCGCGUUUGUCAAAAAGUGCCAGUGGGCGUGCUGACCUUCGCCCGCCGCUCGGUGGCGCCGCGCGCGCAGCCGCACUGGCCGGCCAGCGACAGGCCGCUCUCGACGCUGCCCUUGCACGUGGACCCCGAGAAUACCAUCGAGGAUGCCCAUGGACUGAUACAAGUUGAUUUUGCUAACAAAUUUCUCGGUGGUGGAGUGCUGGGUUAUGGCAGUGUUCAAGAAGAGAUAAGGUUCGUGAUAUGCCCCGAACUGUUAAUAUCAAUGCUCUUCACUGAAUGUCUCAGGCCAAAUGAAGCAUUGAUGAUGAUUGGCUGUGAACAGUUCAGCACGUACACCGGCUACGGGCACAGUUUCCAGUGGGCGGGGGACUUCGCAGACGAGACGCCGUACGACUCGUCGGGCAGGCGACGGUGCGCCGUGCUGGCGAUAGACGCCAUGCCCUUCCACAGCAAACUGCAGGAGUAUCGCAAGGAAGCCGUCAAUAGAGAACUGAACAAGGCUUGGGUGGGGUUCUCGUUCUACACCCCAGACGACCCCGGGCCGCAUUACCCCGGCGUGGCCACUGGGAACUGGGGCUGCGGAGCUUUUGGGGGCACAGCGGCGCUCAAAACACUUAUACAGAUGAUGGCGUUGACGCAGGCGGGCAGGCCCAUGGCAUACUAUACCUUCGGCGACACAGCACUCAGGGACAGUAUGGUACAAGUGUACAACUUGCUGGUGAAGCAUGGUGUUACUGUUGGGGGCCUGUACGGAUUGAUUCUGGAGUUUUGUAAAACUGAUGUAUUGAAGACUAAUGUGUACAGGUUUUUGGAAAAAGUUUUGGAUGGUGCUGAGUCAUCGAACAAUAGUCAAUCUGUGAAAACAAAAACUGAGUCUAUGAAUUUGAAUACUGAAACCGAGCAAUACAGUUUGCCCCUCUCAGUAGAGUUAGCUCUCGACAGAUCGCCCGACAUGUUCGAUGACGUUGAUUUCCACUUUGAUGACUUUGACAUCACACUUGCCAAACUCAAAGUUAAGAAUAAAAUUCAAAAAACUUUUAAUAACGUUGAUGAUAUUGGUAAAAAUGAGGUCAAAAUAGAGAUGUCGCGUAGUUUAAUCGAAGUAGGAAAUCAACACAAUAUGUCUACUAGUCCAGAGAAAAUUGUAGAUAACGAUCAUAAAAUGUCGACUAGUUCAAAUUCAAUUGGGGAUAGCAACCUCAAAAUGUCGACUGGUUCACAUAAAAUUGGAGACAGCGACUACAAAAUGUCAACUUGUUCAAAUAAAAUGGCGGACCCCAGAUUGUUAAUAAGUCCAGAUAAAAAGGUGGAAAACAUGAAAACACCUAACCAAACUUCCCGAUUAUUCCAAGAAAUGGAGAAACUAGACGAAAACAGUGGAAAGUUGAAUCUAAAAAGUCCACAUAGCUCUGUUUUUGGACAAAAAGCCAAGCAAAAAGAAACUGCGGAAAAUAGCAAAAUAUCUACGCCUAAAGUGAGACUAUUCAAUGAAGGGGAGAAAGUAGAGGAUAACAGUCGAAAGUCUGACUUUGAAAGUCCACAAAAAUCGCAUCAAAAACAUUCGGCUAUGGAUGUCGAUGAUAAAAUCCUAACGGAGGUGUCUCCUGAUGUAAAGAAGAAAUUAACUAGAAAAAUUACAGAUUAUUUUUCAAAAAAACCUAUUUAAUGUUUUAAUGGAAUAGUAUAUUCACAGGUUGAUGUAUUUAUUUUUAUGUAAUAAAAAUUGCAAAUAUUAAAAAAUA